This is a messenger RNA of Trematosphaeria pertusa, 1458 nucleotides long. RefSeq lists its product as uncharacterized. NCBI's taxonomy places the organism in Eukaryota, Fungi, Ascomycota, Dothideomycetes, Pleosporales, Trematosphaeriaceae. The record is from RefSeq and is a predicted model, not a curated record. The coding region runs from base 256 to 1008 and encodes 250 amino acids. The transcript has a single exon.
GCGACCGUCUGCCCCGCCUCGUCGAUCGAAUAAGUCGUAGCCCGGGCUCCCUCGCCCACGGUAACCGGAGGUCCUCCAGGCGCGAGCGUCUGCCCCUCGACUACGGUCGCGGAAGGCGCAUACUGGACCGUCGACGUGCUAUCUCCUACUACAACGACGGGUCUACCACUGGCAUCGAGAUGCACUCUCGUCGCGCUCUGCCCAGUUCCCAGCGUCGCCGUCCCUCCUCCUCCGGGCGUGAGCGUGUAGCUCCCGAUGACCACGCUGGUCGCGGGCACGGGCGUGAACGUCUGCCCGUUAUUCGUGACUACAGUUAGGGUUGGCGCGAUCACGUUCCCCCUCGGAGUACUCGCGGGCUGCGGUUGUUGCGCGUCCGUGACACCGGCUUGGAAGCCCGCUGCCGACGUCUCCAGAUGCGGGCGCUGGAUAUCGGAGCCAUGGGUUGGCGGCGUGGGUUCCGGGUCACCACUCCCGAAGUCAGAUGCGCUGCUCUCGAAGUGCGCGACGAGCGACUCGAUGGAGCGGAUGUGCGGCUCUGUCGUGCUUUGCGGAGUCUCUUCGAAGCCGGUCGCGCUGCUCUCGAGGUGGAUUUUCGGCUGGCGGGAGCUGGUGGCUUCGAUUGGCGGGGGAGAGGGAGCGGUGGGAAAGGUAGUCGUUGAGUUGAGGCCUGCAGUGUGGUGGUUAGUUAGCGAGCGUGAUACGAAGAGGCGCGCGUGUGCCGAUGCUGCACGUCAAGCUGUGGAGAUGGGCGAUACGAGGUCGCAAUUCGAGACGGGCGGUAAUACGAGACCCAAGAAGCGGAACGGCAACAUACCCAGGCUGCGGAACGCAAAUGCAGAAACCGAGUCCCCUCUUAACAGAAGCAGAAGCAGAAGCAUGCACAGGCGCGAAACCAGAGAGCGCGACAUCAUAGCGAGCGUAGCGAGCGACAGACUACCUCACACAGCGUGCAGCGAGAGACAGAAAGUAAAAACCUCACCUCUCCACCUCACGAAAAUCAGACCUUAGCUCUCCUAAAUCCCCAACUGCCAAAAGGAUCCAAGCGUUCUCUCCGCCCCCAAAAAGGCACAGCAUGGCAGGGAUGGUAAGAGCGCACGGGCCUUGGGUGAACUUCGCUGUGGCAUGCCUGCCAAUCGAAGCGCAGAUGAGAGUAAUGCAGGGACUAUUGACACCAGGGCCCCUGGCAUAGCGCAUGAACAUCGAUCUGAUGUUUCUGGCUGCAUGUCACGAUGAGAGGAGAUGAUGGGCUCGUGGUGAGAUUCAGGGGGGACAGACGAAAAGGCAUAAGCUGGGUCGCGGCUGGGGUAACAGAGACCUAAGAGCAGACAGAUACAGAAGCGCGUCAGGAGAUUCCUGGAGAAAGCCCGUUUAGGAGGCGUUCAAGUGCAACGGUACAAACAGCCCUGGAGGCGUUGUGCGGCUAAGGUGAUGUGGACAUAGGGAUGGGCGAAAACCGCU